Molecule: messenger RNA, 3701 nt
Organism: Anastrepha ludens (Mexican fruit fly)
Lineage: Eukaryota; Metazoa; Arthropoda; Insecta; Diptera; Tephritidae
Product: serine-rich adhesin for platelets-like
Exons: 1
Coding region: 786-3701 (971 amino acids)
Source: RefSeq, a predicted model, not a curated record
UAUCCCGGAAAAAAUCAACGUCUGUCAAAGCCAAAUAUGCCGCCUAGCGCUCCGUUUAUAUACAUUUUUUUAUUCUUUAUUUUUCACCAAAAAACAGCAAAAACCCAUUAACCCUUUGCACUUUCCUCUGUUAGUCAUGCCAAGGGAGAAAAGGAAGUGGUGGUGCCACAUAAAGAUGAAGAUUUAUGAAACCAUUAAUUUCAUUUUAUUUUAACGCCACAGUUAGGCCACUAAAAACAAGAAAAAAUGCGAAAAAGAAAAUAGUGCACAAAUAAAAAGUUAACAAAAAAAAUUCUCUAACCAAUAAAGCACAACAACAAGGAAAACGUUCCUUUGGUCAGUUGAGCAUGAAAAUGUGAAGAAUUUGCAUUGGUCAAAAUGAGAAAUUUUGCAAUGAAUAGUGGAAGAGUGAACUCAUGCUGAUGAAGGAAAAAGUACAGCAAGAAUUUUGCUUGUGAAAUUAAAUUAAAAUCGCAGGAAUUCACAGUGAAAAAGAAAAAAAAAAUGAUAAAAAUCUGUUAUGAAACCAUAGUGAAAAAUCCAGCACGGGCGCGUCAACUUCAGUGAACAACAGCAAAGACGAAAAACAACAAUAACAAUAUGUUUGGAAAACGAAUGCCGCAACUGUUACCCUCCAACUACCCACCCAUUCCCAUUCUCAAAAGCCACCACAGCAAAAGUACGGCAGACAAGAAAAUCUUUACACGCAUUCACCACAAAAUAUUAAAAGAGGGGACCAACGAGCCGCAACAGGCCCAAUCUCCUUGUAAUUAUUGCCAACGAAAAUGUCUAGCCAUCAUCGACAACAUCCACAAGCAAUCUCUCUAUGUGUAAAUGAUACGCAAAAUAACGUUACUGAAGUUGAAUACAAAGAUCAAAAUGAGGCUGAUGAUGAUGAUGAUGAAGGUGAAACUGGCCACGCUGCGUUAGCUACAGCAGGUCAACCGACCAAGACAAGUACGGGCACAGCAAGGGGGCGUAGAGAAAUUUGUGACAAGCCACUGACGAGUGACCAACAAGGAACAGUAAAGGAUAACAAUAACUGCCAAGCCGUACAACAACCAAGUAAUAUAGCCGCCGACAAGCAGCGCUUCGAGAAGGCCAACAGCGCAAUAGUCAUACAAACUGUUAACGCAACCCCCAUAACCCCAGCUGGCGUGAAUUUAAAAACAUCAAUUUACGACUGGGACUCACCCAGCUCAUUUACCGGUACAGUGAAGAGGCGUUGCCGACGCCCACAUUCUGUUGCAACAGCGCCUGCCAACAUAGAACGCAGUUUGGGCCAUGCGAGUGUGAAACAGAAUGCAGCUUCGGAAAGCUCAGCGCUGUCAGUGAAAGCUUCAACCUCCCAGAAAAGUGAGUUUGAUGAGAACCGCAAAAAUAUUUGUAACAACAAUCGCAACAAUAAUGCAAUUAGUGAAAGCAAUACUGCAUCGGUGGACGGUCGAAAGUUAAAACGGCGUACAGCAUACACCACCGAAGCACAAAACGGGCAACGGCCACAACGCGUCGCUUUAACUACUAAUAUAGGGUCUAAAAAUUCUGUCAGCAACAUGCCGAAAUCGCAGCGCCACGGCAAAGAAAAGUCGAAUAAAUUGCGGCACAGCAAAUCGCUGGCUUCAGCCGAUCGGAAUGCCAAUAACGCCGCUAACACAUCUUCCUCACCACCGUCGCCCCACAGUGACUUGGGUGCCGAUCAUAAUUCCCUAACUGUGUCCCAACAUUCACACUCCAGCGCGCCGGGCACGAUACCAAAGUCUACUGCUGGAACGUCAUUGCACGGUUCGUACAAUCGUAAUCUUUGCAAUGCUUCCUUCUCUCGCGCGAAUGAACUGCAAAAUGAUCCAAAUGCCAUACGCGAUGCCAACUAUAUGGAAUUGAGCUUCUAUGAUGGACGUUACACGGACUCAGAAGGCACGCAAUUUACUGAACUCUUUCGUGAUUUCCCUGUGAGUUAUGAGUCCACGACGGUCAUUACUAACUCACAGUUUGCGAAGUGUGGUCUUGCGACACAAGAAUCGCCACGGCCGCUGCCACCAUAUCGUGAACCCCCACCACCGACGCCACCACCGAUCUCCCAAAUGCCAACACGUGACUCGCGUUACCUUACCGCCGAUCCGUGUGUAACUUUAUCCGCACCAGCGACACCUUCACGCGGCAAGGUUGUGCUGAGCAAGAAAGAGCGAAAAGAGUUGAGCAAAUUGAAUGCGCGGCUGGGCGUAUAUGAUGGUAGCGAGCAUGUUGGUGGCAGUACGAGUGCACAGUCCAGUCCCUAUAAAGGACGUGUGUCUGAGCUGAAGAACUGCUUGGCGCGCGGACUCUUUGCAUCGCUUAGUCGUGGUUCGCAUAAGUCACUUACAGCGAGCAGUGCGGUGCCAGAUGAUGCCACCUCCUCGUCGAAUGAGAUCUCGCCACCGCCACCUGCGCCAUCAGACACCAGCCCACCGAACUCGAAUGCAUCCAAUAAUAAUGAUGCAGACUAUAGCGAUAAAUUGAAGAAUUUGCCUGUGCGUCAGCGUAAAACGCACGUCUCGCACAUGGAUAACUAUUGCCUCUUCGAUCCCGUGGACUUCAUCAAUGAAAAAGCAAUGCGCCAACGUACACAUGCGCAAUUAGGUGGAAUGUUUGAGCCGGCAACAACACAUGGUCUACGCGAUCCACUAUUCAGUUCACGGCAGAACUUGAACUUUAGUGAAGAAGAAAUUGUGCCCGAAGUCAUCUAUAACGAGGAGCUACCAGAGGAGGAUGACUCCACGCUAGUUAUUGAGGUGACGUUCGAGGAAGCUUGCGGUGGUGUAGCGACAUCGUCAAACUUUGAUCAUCAUAACUACUUUGUGAUUGACCCAGAUGAUUUUGAAGAGGAACCUGUACCAGAUAUCGGCAUACCAAAUCCGUACACAAACGAGCAACUGGUGCAUGCCAAUCUCGAAGCGUUGUCGGUGCAAACGACUACCAAAGCAAACGAGCCUAUACUACGUGAAUCUGCUAGUUUAGAGCAACUACUCGAAGUGCUCGAUGCGGCGCCGAGCAUGUCGAAUAGCCAAGAAUCGAAAGAUACAAAUACCACCGCUUCCACCACCACAACAACAUCCACCGCGCUCGUGGAGUCAUCCACGUCCACAAAUUCAACAAGUUCAUCCACCUCAGCGACUUCCUCGCAAACUACGCUACAACGCACAAAAAAGAAGUUAACCUUCUUAAAUCUUUCACCCUUUCGCACGCAUUCGUCGAAACACUCUUCAGCAGCUGGCAACUCGGGCAGUGCGAAUGACAAACGCGGUAAGCGUCAUGCCGGCAAUGACGGCAAUAAAACGAAUAACGUGGACGCUGAUGCGGCUGCGGGUGUAACUGCAUCGAGUAGCGAGCAGCGCGCUGUCUCGGAGUUGGUCAGUUCGGAGCACAUGCUUCAUUUGCAGCAUAUGCUGCUGGACGGGAAGGAGCACUUGCGCGCACGUACCGUACCGAUCGAGUCGAAUUAUGUGCUCUUUAAUCCGGGUCCGGUGCCAAGUCGUAAUGUACCGUAUAAAAUUCGCAAACCUCGUCCGCUCUCCUCACACAGUGAUGCGGAUAGUGGCUUCUUGAGCCCCUGUUCGCCUGAUGAACUGUCGGCUUUGAAGUUCAACUCGGCGAUUUUGGUGCUGCAGCAGUGUGACAGUGUGCAAGGAUACAUUGAGGUGAGUGGUAUUGAAUUAGUGAUUUAG